AUGCUCAGCGUCGGUCGAGAAACCUUUCCGAAUGCACACCGCACGCUUGAGCUCGACUUAUUCUACGUUCGCAUCAUGAAGACCCUCGCGCUCGCCAGUCUUAUCUUCUCGUUAGCGGCUUCAUCGGCCCGGGCUGCAUCGUACACCGAAGCCCUCCUCGCACUACACAAGUCCCUCGUCGAGGUCGACUCAACCUCCAAUGCCGAAGCGCCCGGAACGGAGGUGCUGAAGACAUACCUCGAGAACAACUUCACCGUCGAAUUGCAGACUGUCACUGCUGGCCGCCAGAACGUCUACGCCUACUCUGGCAGCUCCCGCGAGGCUCGCGUUUUGCUCACGUCGCAUUACGACACUGUGCCGCCGUACAUCCCGUACUCUCGCAAUGGCGACGAGAUCCGGGGCCGCGGAACGUCCGAUGCGAAGGGCAGCAUCGCCGCUCAGGUCACCGCCGUGGAAGAUCUUCUCGCUAGCGGUGAGAUCAGCGAAGGAGAUGUCUCUCUCCUGUUUGUAGUCGGAGAGGAGGUCGGCGGCGACGGGAUGAAGGCGGCCAACAACCUCAACCUAACCUGGGAGGCCGUUGUGUUUGGCGAACCGACGGAAAACCAGCUUGUGCGGGCCCAUAAGGGUGUCCUCGGACUCAACGUCACGGCUUCUGGGAUUGCUGGGCAUUCUGGGUACCCCGAGCAAGGUCGCAAUGCCAUUGAUCUUCUUGUGCGUUCAUUAGGGGCAAUCAUCGGCGCCGAGUUGCCGUCGUCCGAGGAAUUUGGCAACACAACCUUGAACGUCGGUGUAAUUGAAGGUGGUAUUGCCAGUAACGUUAUCCCGGAGAAUGCGACUGCGAGAGCGUCUAUUCGGGUUGCCGUCGAUGACAUUGAUAGCAUCAAGGAUGUGAUCAGCAAGGCAGCGUAUGCCGCUACGCCGGAGCAUGUUAGUCUCUCUUUCAACACAGGCGGGAAGCCCGUCAGCCUGGACUAUGAUGUCGAAGGUUUCAACACAACCAUUGCGAACUACUACACGGACGUUCCGUAUCUUGAAGGCGAUCAUAAGAAAUACCUGUAUGGUCCCGGCACCAUUCUUGUUGCGCAUUCGAAUGAUGAGCGAAUCACUCUCGGUCGGUGCAGCUCAGUCAGCUCAGCUCACAGCACGCAGGAGCUCACCCCGGCUGCCUCACAGCUCUGCCUCACCAGCGCGAAGUACAAGUUGGGCAUAGCACGCACGCAAGCCCCUUUCGCUGCGACAUCACCCGCCAGACCACCACCGACCGUCCUUACCACAUUCCCUUCUCUUCCGACUGCAGCCAUGUCUCCCAUCCCUGACGUCGUCUUCGAGAAGAUCGACAAGUACGUCGACUCGCUCGCGCCCCAGAUCCAACCCCGCAUCACCUCCGAGCUUGGGAUUUUCCAGAACAAGACCAUCGAUAGCCUUGAAGAUCAAGUCAUUGAUGCCUUCCGCUCGCUCUUCAACAAGGACAAGGAUCCCAGCGGCGCCCGGAGCCUGAAUGACUCGCCUCCGGACUCCUACGGUGGCCAGUCCCUGCCCUUCGCCGACGAGAUCGCGAAGCUCACCCAGAGCUUCAGCAAGAUUACCGAUGGCGCCGGAGAUGAUCUGAGGGAAAUCUUCGACUUGACUGAAGGCCGCGGGGGAGGAGGUGGUGAGACCCAGUCUCGUGGCAUCGACCACACCGAUUCGUUCUCUCGCGGUGCAAAGGGCUUCCUGUCAGCUGCCAUCAACGCGGUGCAAGACCACAUUGGAGACGACAGGCAGGGCGGCGGCAACAAAUUUGAGCUCGACGGACUUCUGGGAGUGCUAAGCAACACGGUCAAGGAUGCCGCGCGCAACCCCGAGGAGAAGGCCCGCCUCAUCAGCCCCGAGAUCAAGGAGAAGGUCGGCGCGAAGCUGAGGGACCAGCAUGCGCCCAUCGCCGAGCAGUUCACCCGCAUCGCACUGGACCACAUCAAGCGCUGGCUUCGCGGCAACACGAGCACGCGAGACCUCGGCGACGGUAUGAAGGGUGAAGUUGAGGACCAAGUGAAGGAUCUGGUCAAGGGCAUCGGUGGUUUGUUCGGUAAGAAGCACUCCUCCGGCGAGGGUGCCUCCCGAGGCCUCGGUGACCGCGACGGCGAGGAGGGAGGAAGCGGAAGUGGUUUCUCCAGGGUCAUUAGCGACAAGCUGAGCACCGGUCUGGCCAAGGUUCACAGAGAGGUCCGUCUGGAGUUCCGCAACAUCCUCGGAGGCAUCGAGAAGCAGCUCUUUGAGCUCCUGCCCGACCAGUUCCAGCGGCCAUUGGAGAAGAUCCUUGGCGGCAACCCCUUCGACUCACAGCUCGACCGUGAGGCUGGAGGCUCGACAGACCGUGGCUUUGGAGACGACAUCAAGGUGAAGCUGGUCAGCAAGAUCCGCGGUCUCAUCCGCAAAGUUCAGGAGACGCUGCGUGAGAGCAUUCUGGGCGUCGUCAACGGAGGUCACCGCAAGUUCGAGCGCGAGAGCUGGGUGUUCGUGCAGAACAUGGUCGAGACCAAGGUGCAGAAGUAUCUUCCUAAUGUGAAGAUCAACGUGCCGGAUGACAUCGGAAACGAGGGUGUCAGCGUCGGAUCCCCGAACGUGCAGCUUGGCGGCGGCAACCAGCCGGUUCCUCCUGCGCAGGGCAACUACCCUCCUCCUCCCUCGCACCACGAGUCGGGUGGCCAGCAACAGGGGUACAACCCCGGCAACUACCAGCAGCAGCAACACCAAGAAUACCGGCCCGACCAGUACCAACAGCAGCAGCAUCAGGAGUAUCGCCCUGACCAGUACCAGCAGCACCAGGGAUACCAAUCCGAGCAGCACCACUCCGAUCAGCAGAGCUACGGAGGUCAGAGUCAGGGACAUGGAGGAAACCAGGGCUACUAUGGCGGCAACCAAGGAUACGACCAGAACCAAGGCCAUGGCCAAAACCCAGAUUACGGACAGAACCCUCGAUACUAG
Colletotrichum gloeosporioides is the source of this 2964-nucleotide messenger RNA. RefSeq names its product Peptidase M20 domain-containing protein. The transcript has 4 exons. Gene Ontology annotation, molecular function: hydrolase activity. NCBI's taxonomy places the organism in Eukaryota, Fungi, Ascomycota, Sordariomycetes, Glomerellales, Glomerellaceae. The record is from RefSeq and is a predicted model, not a curated record. Bases 1 to 2964 code for a protein of 987 amino acids.